Molecule: messenger RNA, 953 nt
Organism: Striga asiatica
Lineage: Eukaryota; Viridiplantae; Streptophyta; Magnoliopsida; Lamiales; Orobanchaceae
Source: the annotation of a GenBank genome assembly
AAAAAAAGAAAAAAAAAAGGACAACAAAAUUUCCAUUUCCCCCACAGCCGAUCAAAGUCUCCGAUUGUCGCUGCCGUGCCGGCGAUUUUACUCCGAGUUUUUUCCUGAUAAUUUGAGAGAUGUACGAUAAUCUUGGAGCACAGGCUGGGUUUCCUAGGCCACCACCCAAUGCCCAGGCAAAUCCUUUCGACAGUUCAUUCUACGGUGCAAGUUCUGGAUUCAUUAGAAGUGGGCUCGGUGCUUAUGGAGAGAGAAUCUUAGGAUCCAGCUCUGAGUAUGUUCAAAGCAAUAUCAGCCGUUAUUUUUCUGAUCCUCAAUACUAUUUCCAAGUUAAUGACCAUUAUGUGAAGAAUAAGUUGAAGGUUGUUCUCUUCCCAUUCCUCCACAGGGGCCAUUGGACAAGAAUCUCAGAACCAGUUGGUGGAAGGCUCUCCUACAAACCUCCUAUUUACGAUAUUAAUGCACCGGACCUUUACAUACCAUUCAUGGCUUUCGGUACUUAUGUGGUUCUGGCGGGCUUGUCAUUGGGUCUUCAUGGAAAGUUUAGCCCAGAGGCCCUAAACUGGUUAUUCAUCAAGGGGGUCGUCGGCUGGUCCUUCCAAGUCACUCUCCUGAAAAUGACCUUAUUCUCCCUGGGCAGUGGUGAAGCUCCACUCCUUGACAUGGUGGCUUACGCAGGUUACACGUUCACGGGCCUAUCCAUGGCCAUGCUCGGAAAACUUGUCUGGAGCUACUCUUACUACUUCAUGCUGCCUUGGUCUUGCCUGUGCAUGGGGAUUUUCUUGGUGAAGACUAUGAAACGGGUCCUCUUUGCCGAGGUCAGGAGUUACGACUCGAGCAGGCAUCAUUAUCUGCUGCUGUUCAUUGCCCUGGCACAGUUCCCGCUACUAAUUUGGCUCGGGAAUAUCAGUCUCAAUUGGCUUUUUUGAGUCGGGCUGUUUNAAUUGCCUUUU